ACUUAUAGGAGAGGGGAGGGAGAGGGAGUGGACGUGUUUUCAUGAUUCUGCUCCAAUGGCUACUUCGCCUUCUCAACUUCCACGCUCCGUGUCUCCAAAUUCUGACGAAGAAGAGGUGAAUCUGUACUUGAAGAUCAUCGAGACAGUGGCCAUAAAAGCUAGGAGAGAUUCGACCAUGAAGCAUAUCAAAGCAUUGAUUCAGGACAAGGAACAAAUCGACAAAAAUAGGCAGCUGCUAUUUUUUAGAGGCGAUCAUCUUGAAGAUGGAAAAAGACUGGUUGAUUAUGGCAUCCAUGGUGACUCCACGCUCCAUCUCAUCCUUCAGGACUCAACUAGGAUUAUGGUAAAUGUCGAGAUCUCAUCGACUCAGAAAAACUCGCUGGUCGAAGCACGGAAAUGGGAUACCGUCAAAGACGUUAAAUUGAUGAUUCAAGCCAAGGAAGGGAUUCCACUGGAUAAUUUCGAUCUGGUAUUCGGGGAAAGUUGCUUGCAGAGGACAGGACCCUCGCCUCGCUUGACUUGCUGCAAGAGCCCACAUUUCAUUUGGUUUUCCAUCCCAAAGAUGAUGUGUCAGUUAUUGUUGAAAUGUCCAGUCGCAGAGUCACAUUAAGCGCUAAAUUUUGGUACACUGUGCGUGAUGUCAAAGCCAUAGUCGGAUCGAUGAUGUCGGCAGAGGUGAUGAGCUUACAUAUGGUCUAUCGGGGGAAGCAACUUGAGGAUCGCAAGACCUUAGCUUGUCACAACAUUGCAGAUGGCUGUCUCUUACAAUUGGUGUCUCCUGCAUUUCAGAUUUUGUCAAGAGCUGGAAUGGUAAGACUGUUGUUCUUCAGGUUUGCAGGUCUGACACAAUUAAGGAAGUGAAGAUCAAGCUUCUUCAUAAGCUGCAGGUGAGUGUGCCAGCUGAACAGCACCAUAUUUCUUAUGUGGGAAAAAGGCUGGCUGAUGACCUUGACCUGGCGAGUUAUGGCAUCCAGGAGAAUUCGACUCUCUUUGAGAUUAUCUCGCCUCGUAGUAAAUAAAAUGCCUUGAGUUUGUAACUACUGAGUGAACAGCAUCAUAGUUCUGAUUUCGCUUGCUGAAUUAGAAGAAAUUUUGAACAGAAAGCAGGAAAUUUUGUCUUGACAUUUAUGCAACAGAUGUUAAUUUUCUUGGUAUGUCAUUACUGUGUGAUGAAGGUCCAGUGAAUAUCUCUACUUCCUUACUUUGAAUAUCUGGACAUCGUAGAAUCACAGCAGUACAUUAGAUUGCCAUUAUUCUGUUUAA
Eucalyptus grandis is the source of this 1263-nucleotide messenger RNA. RefSeq names its product polyubiquitin. The transcript has 2 exons. Lineage: Eukaryota; Viridiplantae; Streptophyta; Magnoliopsida; Myrtales; Myrtaceae. The record is from RefSeq and is a predicted model, not a curated record. The coding region runs from base 56 to 610 and encodes 184 amino acids. Gene Ontology annotation, biological process: protein ubiquitination; modification-dependent protein catabolic process. Gene Ontology annotation, cellular component: cytoplasm; nucleus. Gene Ontology annotation, molecular function: ubiquitin protein ligase binding; protein tag activity.